Dothidotthia symphoricarpi CBS 119687 is the source of this 1617-nucleotide messenger RNA. RefSeq names its product alpha/beta-hydrolase. The transcript is spliced from 2 exons. Gene Ontology annotation, molecular function: hydrolase activity. NCBI's taxonomy places the organism in Eukaryota, Fungi, Ascomycota, Dothideomycetes, Pleosporales, Dothidotthiaceae. The coding region runs from base 154 to 1332 and encodes 392 amino acids. The record is from RefSeq and is a predicted model, not a curated record.
GCUGAGUGAAUGUUUCUUGUACACUAGCCAGUUACACGUUAGACUCUGGGCGAAUCCUUGACGUCGUCAUCGUCGAGCCAUUGGGUAGGCUGUCCUCUCUCUCACAAGACUGUUCAACAUUCACAACCUCUCUCAUUUUUCUUUCUUACGAAGAUGAUUCUAAGUCAGAUCUCCUAUUUGGACUGCAUUGCCUUUCUAGUCUGCCUCGCGCCCCAAUUGCUGAUCCAGAUUGGCGUGUUUCCACUGCUAAAAUGGUUGAUACCUGCCCUGCCGUCACUAAUUCCUCAAGUCUUCGUGAUCCCCUACCAAUUUAUUCGCUCAAGGUUGUUCACCCCAUAUGAACAGCGCACCCCGUUCGUCCAAAAAGCAACACCAUUCCAGGAUUUCGUUAUUCGUUUCGUUCGGUAUGCCUUCGCCAACAUGCCAGCCUUCCUGGGGCGCGUUUUCUUUUCGAAACAAGUAUCGUUGCCGUUUCUGCGCUUUCGAAUGCUUCGUCACGGAAUCUUCACCUCGCCACUGAGAUGGACAGAAGUUAAGAGACCGGGCUUCCAAGGUGUUUAUGUUGUACACAAUCCCCAAGAGCAACCGGAUGUUAUUGUGUAUUAUUGUCAUGGUGGCGGGUUUUCUAUGGGCAGUAGUUUCUUCUACAUGGAAUUCUUGCUUGCCUGGGUUUCGCUUCUCAAGUCCGCUGGCUUUAGGAACCCGGCACUCUUUGCAUUGGAGUACACACUCGUACCCGAUGCGAACUAUCCCACUCAGCUCCACGAAACGGUGGCAGGGUAUGAAUACGUCCUCUCACUCGCUCAGUCAUCGACACGCGUUGUAGUGGGUGGAGACUCAGCAGGCGCAACACUCAUUCUUACAUUCCUCCUUCACCUGACCUCCGACGCGAAACUCCGCCAUCAGAAACCUGGCCUUGCGAUCAUGAUAAGCCCUUGGGUCACUAUCGUCUCGCCCAAAAACCGCAAUACAGCAUCCGACUACCUCAACAGCACGACUCUAGAGAUCUACGGCCGUCAGUACAUCGGCUCCAAAACCUCUCCCUCGGAUCCACUAGUGUCUCCGGGGCAAUGCAGAGACUCAAAGAAGUGGGCCGACGCGAGCCCAGAGAAAGGAUGGUACUUUCUGUACGGUGGUGAAGAGGUGCUCGGUCCAGAGACAAGAGCGUUGAUCAAUCUGCUGAAGGAAACUGGAAAAGAGGUGGAGGAAUGGGAAGACAAGGGUGGAAUUCAUGCAUGGCCUGUGGCGAGUUUGUAUCUGGGUGAGACGAGGGAGGAGAGACUGGGCGGACUGAAGAGUAUUGUUGAUGUUAUGAAGGAGAGGAUAACAUGACUUUAGUUGUAAUUGGUUGUGCAACAGAUGGUGGAGGUGGUACUAGGCUUAGCGUACGUGGCUUAGAUGAUCCCCUCUGUCGUCAUCCGUGCAUAGUUCCUCAAACGAACAUACGACGAGUACGCCUUGCGGCAUAUUGAUGCAUCUUGUCAGCGUCUCCGGAACUCGACCACUGAAUGCCCUGACUGGGCAGGCCGCUAGGCAGUCGCAUGUGCAGAAUGGCACUGUUCCUAUACUCUCUUGGGUCAACAUAUGACAACACAUACACCGUUCAGCUCAACCCCG